CCGCCCUGUCCGCCGCCGCCCCUCCGUCCGCCGCCGCCGGCCGCUCUGGGACGGAAGAUGGCCGAGCGCAGCCGGCCCGCGGCAUGGAGGUAGCCGGCCCUCGGCGGAGCCGGCGUGCCGAGGGAGCUCCUGCCCGCUACGCUGCUGCUCGGCCGGCGGCUCCGGGUCGCUGAGCGCAGUAGGGAUCCGCUCCGGCCUCACCUUUCGCGCGCCUCGCGUUUGGCCCGCCCGACUUUCCUAUGGCUGGGAUAUACAGCUCUACUCUGAAGACCCUGGAGGAUCUGACUCUGGACUCUGGUUAUGGGGCAGGGGAUUCCUGCAGGUCCCUCAGCCUCUCCUCGUCCAAGUCCAACUCCCAAGCCUUCACCUCUUCACAGCACAGGGGCAACUGGUGGUACUACUCGGGCUCCAUGAACAGUCGGAAUAACAGCUGGGAUACGGUGAACACGGUGCUGCCGGAGGACCCCGAGGUCGCCGAUAUCUUUUCCAAGUGCCCGAGGCUGCCGGAUCUGGAGGAGUACCCUUGGAGCGAUGAAGACAUCGGAAGAAUACUCCGAAAGGCGAAGGGGGACGGGAGCGGCAGGCCCUUCUCCGUCGAGGCCGUCCGGCGGCUCUCCCAGCUGCUGAGACGCGCUCUGAUCCGCGUCUCCAGGGAGGCCCAGCGCCUGAGCGUCAUGCACUCCAAGUGCACCCGCUUCGAGGUGCAGAGCGCCGUCAAGCUCAUCCAGAGCUGGGCGCUGGCCGAGAGCUGCGUGCUGGCCGCCGUCAGGGCGCUCUCCCUCUACAGCAUGAGCGCCGGGGACGGGCUGAGGAAGGGCAAAUCGGCCAGGUGCGGGCUGACCUUCUCGGUGGGGAGGUUCUUCAGGUGGAUGGUGGACACCAGGAUCUCGGUCAGGAUCCACGAAUACGCGGCCAUCUCCUUGACCGCUUGCAUGGAGAACCUGGUAGAAGAGAUCAAGGGCAGGGUUCUGGCGAGUCAGAGCCCGGACGGCGGUGGAGGGGAGAUCUCGGCUGAAAUCCUGGAGAUGGUGAUCAACAACGAUGCUGAGCUCUGGGGAGUGCUGCAGCCGUACGAGCAUCUCAUCUGUGGGAAGAACGCUAAUGGUGUACUGUCUCUGCCUGCUUACUUCAGCCCAUACAACGACGGCGCUGUGUGCAGCGAUGGACGAGCUGAUGCUUACGCCCAGCUGGAACUCCGAACUUUAGAGCAGUCUCUGUUGGCAACUUGUGUUGGAAGCAUCUCUGAAUUGAGUGACUUGGUAUCACGGGCAAUGCACCACAUGCAGUGCUUGAACACCAUUCGCCCAGGCAUGAGCCCCAUUCGGCAAACUCGGCAGCAGCAACCCAUCUCUUGGUCCCCUGAUGCUCUCCACACUCUCUACUACUUCCUACGUUGUCCUCAAAUGGAGUCUAUGGAGAAUCCCAACCUCGAUCCUCCAAGAAUGACCCUGAACAAUGAACGGCCCUUCAUGCUUCUGCCGCCGCUGAUGGAGUGGAUGCGAGUGGCUAUCACCUAUGCCGAGCACCGGCGCAGCUUAACAGUGGACAGUGAUGACAUCAGGCAGACAGCCAGGCUGCUCUUACCUGGGUUGGACUGCGAGCCCAGGCAGCUCAAACCUGAAUGCUGUUUUAGUUCCUUCCGGAGACUGGAUGCUAAGGCUGCUACUGAAAAAUUCCAGCAGGAUCUGGGUUUCCGAAUGCUGAACUGCGGAAGGACAGAUCUGAUCAAUCAAGCAAUAGAUGCACUGGGAGCUGAUGGAGUUAACACCAUGGACGAUCAGGGUAUGACCCCGCUGAUGUAUGCCUGUGCUGCUGGAGAUGAAGCAAUGGUCCAAAUGCUUAUAGAUGCUGGAGCAAAUUUAGAUAUACCAGUUCCCAGUACCUCUCCACGAUACCCUUCAGUCCAUCCUGACAGCCGGCACUGGACUGCUCUCACCUUUGCUGUGUUACAUGGGCAUAUAUCCGUUGUUCAGCUACUCUUGGAUGCUGGUGCUCACGUUGAGGGCUCUGCUGUUAACAGUGGAGAAGAUAACUAUGCUGAGACCCCACUUCAACUGGCUUCAGCAGCAGGGAACUAUGAGUUGGUCAGCCUAUUGCUAAGCAGGGGCGCCGACCCCCUCCUGAGUAUGCUGGAAGUCAAUGGCAUGUCAUCUUCACUUCAUGAAGAUAUGAACUGUUUCAGUCACUCAGCUGCGCACGGACACAGGAAUGUUCUGCGCAAGCUCCUGACCCAGCCCCAGCAAAUGAAGGGAGAUGUCCUCUCACUGGAGGAGAUUUUGGCUGAGGGAGUGGAGAGUGACACCUCCAGCCAGGGCAGCUCCACAGAGGGACAAGUCAAGCUAUGUAAAACAAGAACGAAAGCCCUGCAAGAGGCCAUGUAUUACAGUGCUGAGCAUGGCUACGUAGAUAUCACCAUGGAGCUCAGAGGACUUGGAGUCCCAUGGAAGCUCCACGUGUGGAUUGAAUCACUACGGACAACCUUCUACCAGUGUCGCUACUCGGUUGUACAGACCCUCUUACGGGAAUUUGUCACCAUUAAGGAAGAAGACUAUAAUGAGGAACUGGUUAACGAAGGGCUUCAGCUCAUGUUCGAUAUCCUCAAAACCAGCAAAAAUGAUUCUAUCAAUCAACAGCUUGCAUCCAUCUUCACCCAUUGCUACGGCAGCAGUCCUAUACCCAGUAUUCCCGAAAUCCACAAGACAUUGCCAGCACGGCUCGAUCCUCACUUUCUAAAUAAUAAAGAAAUGUCUGAUGUGACUUUCUUAGUAGAAGGAAAGCUGUUUUAUGCACACAAAGUCCUGCUGGUUACUGCAUCUAACAGGUUUAAGACUCUAAUGACCAAUAAAACGGAACACGACAGCCAUGGAAGCAAGACUGUUGAAAUUAGCGAUAUGAAAUACAAUAUUUUCAAGAUGCUGAUGCAGUACUUAUACUAUGGAGGAACAGAAUCCAUGGAAAUUCCCACCACUGAUAUCUUAGAGCUGUUGUCGGCUGCCAGCCUGUUUCAACUGGACGGCCUCCAGAGACACUGUGAAAUCCUCUGUGCCCAGACGAUCAGCAUGGAAAACUCUGUUAGCAUCUAUAAAUAUGCAAAGAUACACAACGCACCUGAACUAGCGGCUUUUUGUGAAGGCUUCUUCCUUAAACACAUGAGCUCUCUUCUAGAGCAGGACUCAUUCAGACAGCUGAUCUACAGCAGGAACAGCAAAGUGCAAGGCUUGGACCCUCUGCGGGACUUGCAGACAGCCCUGGCUGGCCGCCUGCAUUCUGUGUACGUCACCUCAAGGGUGUGAAGCAGGAACGAGGCAGUGGCAGAAGCACUGGUUCAAACCGCACGGGGACACGGCUUCAGGCAGAGCUGAGGCUUUCCUGUCUGCCUUCUGGAGUCAUCAGUUCUCGCUGGAAGUCCCCUGCAUCAGAUACCCCAUCAGCAAGCGGGGGGGGGUGCCUCAUCCCACUGAAGGAGGGGAGCUGGCUUCUCUGUGCUACUACUGUCAGAGCUACACUGUGUGAACGGUGUGAUCAAGAGCUGGGCAGGCAAGCAAAGAACCCCAAACGAAGAGAUCAAUACUGCCAUCCAAACAACGUACAAUGUGGGCCUGCAGAGAAGUGAGGCAACUUACCUAGAUCUAACACCUCAUAUCUAGUCUUAAGUGUCCGUCUACACACCAUAAUGGCCACCUAGUUCAUAUCCGUAGAUAUUUUACUUGUAAAAAGGCUGCAUAGAAGGAGUUUUCUAAUCGUGUGGACCACUGCCCAUUCAACAAGUCAUCAGUCUGAACACAGAAGCUGAUGUAUGCAGACCCCUUCACUGCAGUUAACAAGCACCAGUUUCCACACACGGCAAGAGACUCCGGCAUAAGUCUUCCCCUGAACUGUUUGCACCUUGAGGGAGAAAUUGUGUAGAUGUACGAGGCUGAGUAGGAGCUACUAACUCUGGAAUUACUCGCUCUUCACACAUAAUAUGAAGAACUGAGCUGGGGCAGGGAGGGAAGAAAACUUUUUUAAAAUACGGUUUCACUGUGCUAAUUGUUUAAUCUGGAUCCAAUUUGAGAGGAAAAAGUACUGUCUACCCUUUCACUACAGAGGUUUGAUAGCCCAAUUCACUUUUAACUUAAAAACAUGUUUGCGAACAUUAUCUGUGAGAUCUGACAUAAGAGAGACUUUCUAAAAGACUCAGGCGUAGAAGCAGCUAUCGCUAAGCUGAAAAACUGUCCGAUAGCUUAAAUAAGCAAUAAAAAUCUCCGUAAGACCAUGAGAAACGUACAGCUUGAUGCUUUGUUUUCUCUCUGGAGAGAAGCUGGGGGUACAAGCUCUGAAAUCAAGUCUUUGCCUCCACAUCCUCAUCCAUGGGGUGAUGUUUCCACUACCUCAGGGAAGACCGUGCACAGCACGCUGCUGACUGCUGCCUCGAGGUAGGCUGCACUCUGACAUUUGGGCUGCAGCACUUACACAAGAUGCCUCAACUGAAAUACUCAAGAUUCACGUUUUUCCUUGCUUGCAGUAGAUGGAUGUUUCUAUAUAGAAAGGACUUGUGCUAGACAUUCUCCUAGCUGACUUAAGUCAGGAAACAGCUCAAGAUACAGUUUUGUGUCUGAGGCCACUUACCUUUCCCUUUUUAAAUAAGCCCAAGCUUAAGAAGCUGGUUAAUCAUACACAGCCGCACACCUUGCUCUCACCAACCUUCAGCUGUUCCCCUGAACUAUGUAAGCAACCUCCAAAAGCAUAUGCUAAGAUGUGCUCACUGGCUACAGAUGGAUGAAGGAGAAGGAAAAGCAAUAGUUUAGGUGGGAAACUGCCACUUAAAAAAAUCCAACAAAUAAUAUUGUAACUAAGCACACUGGUAGAGGUAGGCUUAGCUGAGCAUAAGCUCCAGUGCAAGAUAUAGACAUGGUUUAAAUAGAGAAGGAAAGGAGAAUGAAUUACAGCACCCUUCAACAAAAUCACCGAAACCUGCCAUACCUUCUUUCCUGAAGGGUUUGCAUCACAGGCACACUGCAUGCAAGGAGAACAAUCAGCCUAGGAUCAGUCAUCUGACAGACACGUUGGUCAGAGCACACACACCAAUUUGUGUACACAUCCACUUUUGAAGAUCACCAGCUUCAGUAACUCUAUUUAUUAUCAGAAAGCCAUAGAGAUGCUACAAAAUUAUUACUGUUCUGCCAGAAAACCACCACAAAAGGCUCUAUCUUGGAAGGUAUUUUCAAGCAGCUGCUCCAGCUAUUUGUACAAAAAUGUAGGUCCUCUUUUAUUGCUGUAAUAUUACAAUGCUUUGUUAAUUGUACAUUAAUGUUGUCAUUUAUGUAAAUGUACCGGGAUUUUAUUAACAACGUAAUUUUAAAAUACACAGCUGCUGUUAUUUAUUCUGCUUCUCUAACAAUGACAAAGACAUAUUUAAAAUCUUCUGUAGAAAAGGUAGUUGCAGUUUCACCACCUUGCAUCGUUUCGGUAUAUGUACCUAAUUUAAUGCUUCAAAGCAAGGGAUAAAAAGGCAUUCAUUUCCCUGUCCCGUGUUCACACUUUUUUUUUUUUGCAUAAUAAAUGAAACUUGCAUUUUUCCUAGCUCAAGUGAAGUUUACCUAGGCACCCUUCAUUGAAAAGAAGCAGAUGUGAAAGAAAAAUCCUAGUUCUGGGAUUCUUUUCCUAUGUGUAUCAGGCAGACCUCAGGAGUUAAAGGUCAAACCCACUCCACUCUAAUAGUAACAAAGAAGAGGUGACAGAGCAGAAAGCACUUCUUCUGUCAUGGCCCUGGCACCCAGAAGGCUGGGAUGGCUCUGACAGGUCUGGGUGGCUGCUAGUAGCUGCAGGUCUGGCUGCUCUGGUAGUUGCAGGACUAGUAGUCCUGUGUUUGAAGAUCACACUGGCAACCACCUGUAGUCAGGUGAGCAACAGCACAGGGAGCCCUCCUGAACUCUGCCCAUGAGCAUUACCCACACACAGCCAACCCCAGAGACAGAGGCUAAGGAGGCAGCCAUAGCUGCAUGGGUUUCAUCCCUGACCAUCAGAUGAUAAAGCCAGAGAUUUAAGCAAUGACAAAAAAUGGAAUACCUGAAUAGAAAGCUGCUAGACUCAUUCAGUCUCUUCCUCUUAUUGUAUUUAUCAGAAAUGGUGGCUUGCUAUAACCAGGCUGCAAAGAGCAAGGGCGUUUACUCAUCUGUGAAGUCAGACACACAGAGGUUUCUUUCUGCUGACAGCAAGAAUUUGACCCAGAAAUGACUAUUUCUUUCCCCCUCUAAGUCUGCCCCAUAAAUCUUUCAGACCCCUAUGGUGUUUGGAUAACGCCUCAACUGUAACGCUGGAUUCAGUGUAACCCUGCAGGAGGACUCAAAUACUUUACUUCUUAGAACACCGGUUCUAAGGACUUCAGAAGAAGCCAUUAAUACAACCAGAAUGUGUGUUCAGCUGCUGAGAACCUAUUAAUGCUUGCUUCUUUCCUUCAAUUUCCCACCACACACCUGAACAAAGGAUGCUGUGCCGCACACCUCUCUGCUGCAGCAAGACCUGAAAUCCAGUUCUACAAUAAAUGAGCAUCACAAGCAUUUGUUGAUGUGAUCUAAAAGAAUUCUGCUGGGAACGAUGCAUGAGGGAUGCUUUCUGUUGUACUGUACCCUUAAGCCAGCAUGCUUGGAAACCAACCAGUGCAAAUCCUGACUUGCUUUCAAGAGUCACGGAAUACAAAGAUCUAAGAUUCCCUCUGCAGCACUUCUACUCUAGAAAGUAGAUUAAGUAGAAUUUUUUCAAUCUAACUAGCUGCACCUCUAUUUUAUGCAGUACUGCCCUUGUAGUCCUAGAAUGUGUAGCGAAGCUGGCACAAAACUUUGCUGGUCAUAGUUGUACGAUUUCAUGGAGCACAGGAAACAGCACUCAUACACCUGCCUGAACACACUCUGCCUUUGAGAGUCAAAUAAACCCUUACUGCUUUAUGAUAAGCCCUUACACUGCAGACAAGCUCCAGUUAAUGUAGCACUGCUACCAACUGGCCCUCCCCAAACACUGCACAAGUGACCAGAUACUGCGUCCUGCAUGUGCUGUAACAGACACAGCCAGGAGAACACAAGAGUGGCAACUCCUUCGAGGAAGUGGGGCUGUAAGCGGCUGCCUCCACUGCUCAUGACAGAGAAAGAGGAUGCAAAAGGUGGAUUUGGCUCCCCCAAGAGGUUUUGAGUAAAAGAGAUCCACUGAUGCACAGCAAACAAUACAGAAUAUUGCUCUCAGUACUAUUUGCCCAGGCAGACGUGGAGGGAAAAAAAAAAAAGCAAAAAAAAAAAAGCUAUUGUUGUACAAUGAAAGUCACAGCAAAGCAGGGAAAAAGGCCUUACUACAGCACUAUGGGUUGGCCUGUUAUCAGAACUAGAGUCAUUUCCAGCCCCAGCACUCUUUUCCUACUGCUCAUAACUAGAAAACAAGCCAGCCAGUUCAAAACCAUUCCUACCCUCAGUCAGACGGGUCCAAGCCCAUUGCUUCACAAACCACUCACACGACAGGCAGUACAGAACAUCACACAGCUCAGCUCUGCCUCCAGUGCCAGCUCAGUCACGAGGGUACACCUGAGUUUCUACCUUCAGCCUUUGCACAUCCAAUGUACCCACCUCUACCUUGCAGACCACUCACUGGAGCUGUACCACAGCUAUGGGAGCUCACCUCCCACCCAAAACGCAGAGCCAGCUCCCAGCAGCAGGGAAGGUCCUCAGCUUCACUGCUUUCACUUCUUCCCAGAUACCUCACAGAGGUCAGCUCCUUCCAGCUGUCAGAACAGCUCACGGGCUCCAGUGAGCAGGAUGAUUCUGCUGACAACUAGGUCACAGACUACCCACCACCUGCAGGGUGCUGCUCACUAAACGUGGCUUUCCCACUCUCUUCCAAUUAGCCCCAGCACUGUCAUCACAGGCGAGCAAGCUGGUGUGGGCACAGGAGGAGAGAGCUGACACACAGCAAUGUGCUGGGCACUUGAUCAGCAGCACGGGAGCAAGGCUGAAAGCUGUAGCUGACUUAGCUGUAAGCUGACCUAGCGUGUUUACAACAGCCUGAAAUGCUACUGCCUCUGGUUACAGUUAUGCAAAAAACUGUCCAAUGCACAGGAAACACGGAGCAUGGAGAGCCAAGAGGGCUGUGCCUUCAGCUACAUGCACACACUGCAACAACAGCCCAUCUCUGGCUUCUUCGCAUAUGUACAGCCCCUCUGGAGGGGACCCUGGUACAGAAGUAACAUGUACUCAGAGCAAAAAUUACUGCAGCAAAACAAAACAAAACCAAAACAACAAAACAGAAGUUAACAUCUGGAGAUACAGAACUUACUCCCUUCUCAUCUUCCGUGCUGUAUGAAACCUUGAUGUACUCCAGCUACUGAAGCACAGAUAGCCAUGCCCUACUGCUGGAGCUCAUUCACCUGGCCCUUCCUCCAGCUGGGAUUGUAACCCAGCUCAUUUGAGCUAAAGCACAGACAGAGGAAAAUGUGGUUUGACCAGAGUUGGUAAAAUAGAAUUAAAAAAUAAUAAUAAUAAAACCCCCUCUCUCACUUAUUUUAGCAUGUGACAUCUUUUUUCCAUUUUGCUUUUCAAAGAGCAAUUGACAGGCAGAAGAAUCCAAAGCAAUGCCAGGAAUCACAAAGCAUACAUGGAAAACUUGAAAAAGAAUGGUUCAGCUCUGAAUAAAGUCAUUUUUGUAGAAACAGCUUAAUUCUGCUCAAUGCUCCAUAGUGGGAGUGGCAUAGUGGGGCACAGUCAUUAAUAACACUGAGAAGUGCAAAUAUAAACACAAAGCUCAAAGCCCUCAAGUCGUUUCUGACAACUAAAGGACAAACUCACAGGUAACAGAGCAAAGAUGACCACAGCCCACUACAGACAGCAAGCAGGAGAAGCAGCUGAAAACCGGUAUCUGCCAAAUAGUAACAUCCUUAUUUAUUUGAAAAAUCCAUUUUAAUUUUGCCUACUACCUUCUACUUUGACUUACAAUUCACAAGAAGUUUUGACAGACUACAUUAAUACGUUCACUGAUCACCUCUUAGCUACUGGGGGAACAUGCCAGUUUCCUAUUUUAUUUCACAGUAUUCAGUAGUAAAAAUUGGCAAAAUUUGGCUUGUGAGGGGGGGGAAAGAAAACAUACAAGGAGACAUGACAGGACCACCUUUCUUACAUCCUCACCUCUAUUUCAGAAAGCAUCCCACACCUCCAUCCCAGCAUCUCUGAGCAUCCCUGGACUCAGGCUCAAAGAGCACGCUGGGCAUUGCUUGUUUUGCCUCACUGCCAGUCUGGCUCCUGCAUCAAUAAGCAAACGUACUUUCCCUAAGAUGGUGCCAGUAAAACAGACAGCCAAGUUUCUAAGGCACUUGCAGCCUACCAGCAUGAGACCAUAUUUCCUGAAACAACCAUUGCCUCUCUCUGGCUUCAGGCAUCAGAACAGCUUCACAAGGACAGUCAAACAAGUCCUGAACCUUAACAACGUGUAGAUAACUGUAAUAAAAGUUCCCUUAAACCUUCAUUUUUAAUCUUUAAGUAGAACCAGAGUUUAGCAGUACUCACAAGAUGUACACUGUAAUUUACACCACUUUUAUGCUUUAAGAAAUUAAUAUUUUCUUACCACAAAAGCUUAACACACAAUAAGAAAGCAUUCCAUCAUCUAUACCUAGAGCAAGCAGAACACUACAACCUGCAUAACAAACUAAUAAUCCACACAGAAUCCAAUUAAACUGCUAGCACUAUAUCAAUACUAAGCUUCAAUAUGCUUUGAAGGGACUCUACAAGCAUUAAAAGCCUUCUCUCACAGCCUGUCAAACCACUGCUGCUCCUCUCAAAGCAGAGCAUAGGAAGUAGACAUACCAACAUUAUCCCACUGCUAACAGCAGCAACAGUAAAAACAAACAGAAUUCACACUCACCUUUUCUUCCUGAAGACUUUCCAAAGAUCAAGAGCCUCACACUUCCUAUCUGCUCCUUUCCUAACUUCUUCAGAGCCCUUUCAAGGCAGGCAACCACCACUAAUUGCUGCCAGGUGCUGCAGCCACUUGGACACAGCUGGCUGAUAAUCAGGCUCCUCAUUAAGCCUUUAAGAGCUGCAGCUGCAGAUCUCAGGACUCAGCUGUCCCCCAGUGUGGGUGAUGUGCUGUUGCUGCUGAUUCUCAUAAAGUAGUCUAUUAACCAAAGGUAUACACAGGCUGUGUUGUACAAGGCCUAUAUUUAAUUUACAUCUUUUAUAAAAUGUCAUCCUAGAAAACAAAUACUGUGUUAACUAGGAAGAACUUUCUUCUUCAAGGAUUUACUGGAAAGAGAUGCUCUGAGAUCUACAAACAAAUAGAAUGCACCUACACGUUGCCUGUAGGGAAGUCUUUCUUUUCUAAAUCCUUAUGCUAGCACAUCAAGAAAAUGCACCAGGGUAGUAAGGUUCAGAACAGGGAGAGUUCUGUAUCAGAAGUCAGCCCUGGUUCUGAAACCUCUGGAGUCUGCAGUCACAAGAAUUGCAGACUGGUGCUCCUUUAUUGCCAAGCUGGUAGCACAGCUGGAGCUUACCUGCCCCCUGAGAAGAUCACUAGGAUCAGGUGUUGGUUGGAUAGUGCUGACUUCCUAGCAGCCCUCACAGAAAACUUUCCAAAAAAGCUAAGUAGCAUCACUUGGUGAGCAGACAGCAAGACAGACAAUAGUCAAAGACACUUUUCCAGCAACUAUUAAUCAUUCUAUCCUGUUUAAAAACUAGGAAAUGUAGAUUACUGAGCAAUGGGAAUGCUGAG
Messenger RNA from Lagopus muta (rock ptarmigan), 10719 nucleotides. It is a transcript of the gene ABTB2, whose product is annotated as ankyrin repeat and BTB domain containing 2. Bases 240 to 3293 code for a protein of 1017 amino acids. Gene Ontology annotation, molecular function: protein heterodimerization activity. The record is from RefSeq and is a predicted model, not a curated record. The transcript has 17 exons. Lineage: Eukaryota; Metazoa; Chordata; Aves; Galliformes; Phasianidae.